AUGCGAGCACAAAUCAUUGACAUUGAGAUGGAAGACGAGUACCUCGAUGUCACAGCUCGGCUUGAGACAUCCGAUGGUGUCCGGUUGCGAGCGUAUCUUCUUUCAUCACGGAACGGGAGAAUCGCAGUGGGAACUGUUCUCCAUACGUUGGACGAGCGAGCCAAUCCCGUGCUUGCUCUACUCGAGCACUCUUGUAUGCCACACAUGAAGCUCAAUUCAGUAGUCGGUGUGGCUGAAGAGUCUGCUAAACAGCAACAGAUCAUUCUGGUCACAGCUGUUCAAAAUAGUGCACUGGAUGUGAUUGGUGCAAAAAUUGCUGACCUUCAGUCAGAACACAUCCGUGCUGUGCGUUACGUCAGUGAAAUUCUCGCUCAGGGUACGCUGCAGCAAUCGCCGUUUGCUCUGCACACUCUCAUGGAAAAUUUCCAUAGUACACAUCGUCACCUAUUGGACGAUAAAGACUAUAAACGGUUCAAGCGGUUUUCGGACGAGCGUCAACAAUUACGUGAGUUCAUGUUCUCCAAUACCCAAAUUAACGUGGUAAAUAAAGAGCAUAAACGAUUGCUGUUCCUCGAAGAACGAACUUCAUGGGAUCCUCAAGAUGAAGCAUCGAUGGUGCCAGAAGCGACUCUAAUGACGCUUAUAUCACGCUUUCCGGAAGCGCGCAUCACCCUCAUCGGGGAUAGCAAACAGCUACCUCCAUACGUAGGUGUUCAGAACGUACCACUAGCCGUUGCGAUGACGGACGAUUCGAAGACGAUCGAGGGGCGGAGCGAGGACAAGGAAAACAACGAGGAUUCUGCCGUCGAGACCGUUCUGCAACCGGUCGGAUGA
This is a messenger RNA of Ostertagia ostertagi, 834 nucleotides long. The record is from the annotation of a GenBank genome assembly. NCBI's taxonomy places the organism in Eukaryota, Metazoa, Nematoda, Chromadorea, Rhabditida, Trichostrongylidae.